Messenger RNA from Pelobates cultripes (western spadefoot toad), 18912 nucleotides. The record is from the annotation of a GenBank genome assembly. Lineage: Eukaryota; Metazoa; Chordata; Amphibia; Anura; Pelobatidae.
CUCCAGUUAUGGUUUUGACGCCGCCCAUCCGCUCCCUGCGCCCAGUAAUGCGGAAGUGACAGUGUGGGCGUGGCUCUGCCAGUAGGGGUGUUGGCCGGUAUUAGGUAUUAACGUCUGUGUGAGAGCCAGAAGCAAAGCAGCCGUCACCGAGCCUCCUUCUUCUUCUUACCGUGAGCGGUGAGUAUAGCUCGGAUAAUGGCGCCGGGCUGAGAGUGACUGACAGCCCGUGCUGGUUACCAUGGAGCCCGGGGGCUUAUAUAACCAGAUAGGGGGGGGGUUCGUUGUCAGAUACGCUAUGUCUGUCUGUCUGUCUUUCUGUCUAUGGGCUGCUGCUUGUAGGCCAUAGCACUAGUCACGGGUAUACAACCUUCCGCACGCCAGAUGUUGUGGACUACAUCUCCCAUAAUCCUCUUGCAGCCACAAUGCCGGCAGAGCAUCAUGGGAGAUGUAGUCUAAAACAUUUGGAGUGCCAAAGGUUACUUAUUCCUGCACUAAUAUUUAAGACAGGAGCAGACAAGCUUCUGCACUCCAGAUGGUGUGGACUACAUCUCCCAUAAUGCUAGCAAAGCAUUGUGGGAGCUGUAGUGUAAAACAUGUGGAAGGUUGCCUACCCCUGAUCUCUGGGGUGCCAGGCUGGAGUAAUCUUUAAUUGUUUCUUAAGAAUAAGCAAUAUAUUGGCGCCAGCAAGUAUUGCAACAUAUUCGUGUGUGUCAUACAUUCUCCUGUACCUUUUUGUUAUUUUUCCAUUAAUUUUAAAGUACUCCAAGUAAGUUAAAUGUUGGGGUAUGUACAGGAUUGUAAAACACUAUAUUAUAUUAUAUAUAUAUAUAUAUAUAUAUAUAUAUAUAUAUAUAUAUAUAUAUAUAUAUAUAUUACACACACAUACACACUAUACUGAAGCUCAAUUUCUACCAAUUGUAUAACUUUGCAUUGCUUUUAACUGUAUGCUCACUGAUUAUUUGUAAAUUUAAACUGCAUCCUUUAAUACUUUGUAUUUGACAUCUGCCACUGUAAGAUUACUGGUGUAAUUAUUUUCGGUUGUUGUUACCAAGACUUGUAUUUUGGAGAGAACCUUUACUCGUGCAUUUGGUAUUUGUGUCCUGCAAUUUCAUCUUUAGAAGUUACGUUUAAACAUUAAACGUAUUACAGGAAAGGUGUGUAUGUCUCUGUCAGUAGUUGUAGUUUAGAAACCUUGUUUUGUGUAGAGGUCCAGAUGUCUUAUCUGUUCAGCUCCCAGGAACCUGAAGGUUUGAUUUUUAUUAAAAAAAUUUCAAUCCCUUCAAAUUACGGGAUAGCCCCUCACCUGGUAAUAUUGUAAAACACUCUCUCUUUUAUCUGGAAAACAUCUUCCUGACUUGGUCAUACUCCUUGUUCCCUUACAUUUAACAACCUGGCUUGGGGUGGCAUUCACAAUUCCAAUCUAUACAUACAUACAUACAUACAUGCAGGUGUAGUUACUUAGCUCUCUGCAGGUACAAACAGUUGGUGAGUAACAUAAAAUUGCAUUAAAAGGACACAGAAUACUUUUGUUACCCUACUUUUUACUGAUUUAUUCUAUAGAUCAUGCAUGAAAUAAAUUACCAAACCAUUCCUCAUGGCCCACCAACAAUCCAGGAUUUCCUCUUUUUUUUUUUUUUUUAUUCCAAAGGAGAUACUGGUAAAACCUGGACUGUUGCGUCAUGAGUGGUUUGGGAACCGCUGCAUUGAAUGUAGUAAGUAUCAUAAGCAGUUAAUUGCUCUUUAGUAUUUAUGGUGCCUAACGUUCUUACACAGAUUGACAGAUUACUGAUGACCAGAGCAAAUACAUUGCUGUUUUGGAUGCUUAUGGCUUUUCUGGUUUGUGAUAGUGUUUGUGUGUAUAUAUGAAUGUAUUCUAUUAUAUACUAUUUUAGUCUACCAAGUUUAGACUGUUUUUAUUGGUGUUAACUGGUUGGUUAAUAAUAAAUAGUAGUAGUAGUAGAGUAUUUAACAUUCACAUUACUCGGGUUUCCAAGUAUGUCCUGGGGAUGUUACUAUUACCCAAUUUAACGGUACUACCUUUAUCUAUCUACCUGGGAAGGUAGUUGACCUGAAGGGCUGAGUCAACUCUGCUGGCAUUUGAAUUUGCAACACUCACGAAGGGAUGAACAGAUUCUACUGCUAAUCCAUUAGCUCAUUGAGCCAUCUCACUGGCCUUAAUGUCAACUCUCAACAAAUAAAUACUGUCUAAAGUUAUAAUGCAGAAGAAUGAACAUCUGCUUUAUCAUUGUAACUAAGAAGCACUGCAGGCGGCCCUCACCACAAGGUUUAGACAACAUCAGUGGAAUCCUGGCACUGUUUGGAAAUCCAUUUCAAUUGUUUGUUGAAUUUAUAUACAUAUUGAUGAACGGAAACAAAUUAACACUAACCAGCAUAACCACUUUAACAUGUGGAUAUGGUACUGUAGAGGUCACUUUUACAGUACUAUAUGUUGUAGUGAUUAUGCUGGUUAGUGUUCUUAUAAAAAAAAGUGUGUGUGUGUGUAUAUAUGUAUAUAUGUAUGUGUGUGUGUGUGUAUAUAUAUAUAUAUAUAUAUAUAUAUAUAUAUAUAUAUAUAUAUUAGUCUACUAGUAAGCAGCUUCAGACCAGUGUGAAUGUCACAAUCUGAAGCCUCUCAUUUGACUUGUAAACAUUUAUGGAUUUACAGGACAUGUAGGUCAGCCCCAGCAGCAGUUCCAUUCAUCCUGUUUGAAUCAGCUGUUGGUAGCCUUACUGUGGCCAGAUUGCAGACAGUCUCAUUCACAGUUUUGUAACGGGACUGUGCAGAGUAUACACAAACCAUACAAAUAUUUUGAUUGUCUCAGGUGGAAGCAUAGAAUUUCUGUCUGGUGGAAAGAGGGCAUACUUGCAGCUGCAGUAGGUUUUGUAAAUCAUUCCAGUUAUAUGCAAUGCAACAUGGAUCCUUCUUCCACUGUCUCCUAUGAAACAACCUAUUGCUUUACUUACAGGGUCAUUCUCUAAACGCACCCAUAAUGUUCUGGGUCUUUACCCAUACAGCUCGGCACAGCAGAGGUUUAUAAGAGUUCUAAUUCGGUUGUUAGAUUUUUUUCUGGGGAAACAUGACCGCUGCAGUACAACUCCUGAAAACCUCAGCUGUGCACUCUACUGGAAUAGUACAAAAAUGUAUGUGAGUAAAAGUAGCCAGGUAAAAGGCAGUGUUUACAUUGCUGCCUCGUAACACCUCUAGUGGCAGUCACCCAGACGGCCAUGAGAAGUGCCUCCUGGAUCAGUGCUGCACAAUGUUUAGCGUCUUCAUGCUUUGAUUCAACACAUCUCUAUGAGGAAAUGCUGAUUGGUGCAGCAUUCUGCCACGUAUGCGCAAUAGCCUCCCAAUGCUUUCCUAUGGGAAAACAUUGAAUUGGCUGAGAUCGGCGGUGGGGCCAGCAGCCUCGAGACCUGUGCGGCACUGAAAAAAGGGGAGUUUUACACUUGUUUAAAGUGCAUGGGGGGCCUAAACUGCACUUUUAGAACUAUGUCAGGAAUACAUGUUUGCAGUCUUGACACUAUAGUGUUCCUUUAAGUUUCAGCAGCUAUAAGAGUAAUUAAAAAUGUGGUCAUGGUAAAACGCAUGUCUUAUGUGAGUGACACCAGGACAGGGCUGAUUCUGCAUAGUCCAUGGAAAGUAUAACUUAGAGAGUUGGGAGUGAGAGAAGAGUGAAUAGCUGGAAGUAAGAGCUAGUGGUAGUAACAGACAUUUGUUUAAUUGUCAAUACUCAUUUGCACAUAUUUUGGCAUUGCCCACGCAUUGGAACUUUUGAAAGAGGUAACCACACUACUUUGUGUCAAAUUUGUACCUGUUUUUUUUUUUUUUAUUGUACAUAUUUAGUGCAAAAACAUUUACUGUGUGGCUUUUCUCUUGAUACGGUUGGGGAUCCUUUCUAGUUGAUCACCCUCCUGUUUGCUGGUUUAUACUCAAGAUAGCCUGGUACUAUCCGCACUGACAUAUUGCCAAAUUUGGUCCUUUUGACCUUGUGGUGAUCUUUCUUUUGUUUUUCUUCUAAGUGGUGUACAAAACAGGAUGCCCAGUUUGGUAGGUGUGUCAUCUUGCAUCAGGGAUUAAACCAAUUUCCAGCGUUACCCAAAAUCUUAGCUUUCUCUAUUCACACUCUCUGCUAUUCAUCGGCUCCCAUUUAAAGGAACACUAUAAUCACCUAAACAACUUUAGCUUAAUGAAGCAGUUUUAGUGUAUAGAUCAUGCUUCUUAGGUUUUACAGCUCAAUUCUCUGCCAUUUAGGAGUUAAACCACUUUAUUUCUGUUUAUGCAGCCCUUGCCACACCUCCCCUGGCUAUGAUUGACACAGCCUGCAUGAAAAUAAACAAACUGGUUUCACUUUCAAUCAAAUGUAAUUUACCUUAAACAAUUGUAUCUCUUUCUCUGUAAAUUGAACUUUAAUCACAUACAGGAGGCUCUAGCAAGCUAUUAACAUAGCAGGGGAUAAGAAAAUCUUAAUUAAACAGAACUUGCAAUAAAGGAAGGAUAAACUUUAGAUGACUCUUUACAGGAAGUGUUUAUGAAGGCAAUGCAAGUUACAUGCAGGGAGGUGUGACUAGGCUUCAUAAACAAAGUGAUUUAACUCCUAAAUGGCAGAGAGGCUGCAGGGGCGUCUUCUUUACACCAAAACUGCUUCAUUAUGCCAACGUUGUUUUGGUGACUAUAGUGUCCCUUUAAAUACUAUUUUUCUCACUGGGUGGCUAAAAUUAGAUUGACCCAUCUAUAGAUACCAUCCUUUGUUUUGCUUGUGUAUUUUACUCUCAAUCCCUUUUUAGAAUUAAUUUAUAAAACCCAAGGCACUCUUCAACUGCCAAAAUUGUUUCUGCAUUAUGCAUAUAAUUAAUGUUUUGACACACUCUGCUAAUGAGUCUGCACUGCUGUCAGCCUAUCAUUUGUUUGUUGUGUGUCUUCACUGUAGUUCAUGUACCUGAUCCAAAGUAGUUUGUUGUUUAGGGCCAAUUUGUUAUAAUUUUUAGUCGAUAUUUACAUUACUUGUUGCUGUGUUCAGCAGAAAUUUAGGUAGUAAUAUGUACUCUAACUUGUUUGGGCAGGGUCUUCAUAAACCUAUUGUUCCUGUACAAUUUUGUAAUUGUUUAAUUUAUUAAAUUUCCCCCAAUAUAUUGUAAAACGCUGUGGAAUCAGUUGACGCUAUAUAAAUGUAAAAAAAUAUUACUUUAAGACAGGGCUUGACAAAUUCCAGUCGCCAUGGCAACCAGGAAAUUUGACCCAGCUCCUGGAAUUUCUGAGCCUGUUCAGCCCCCCAAGUGAUUGGCUGCCUGAGAGCAGAGGCGGGCAGUCGGAUCACAGAGGGGCCAACUAGUUAAUGGAGAGCGGAGGGAAGCGGGCACCUGACAGAGGGAGGGGGGCGGACAACAGCUCAUGGAGAGCUGAGGGAGGCGGGCAGAUGACUUAGUGCCGCGGCGAGGGAGGGAACUGUAAUCUCCCUGCUCCGUUACGCGGCUUGCAAUGAUGCUGGUUAUGACAUCACUCCGGCUCACUAAACCGUGAGCGAGAAGGAGAUGAGCAGGCAGAUGACAGCAGCCCCACUGGACCCCAGGGAAAGCCUACCCACUCCAGCUUUUCAAGGUACGGAGGCUGGGUAAAUAAUAAUAAAAAAAAUAAAAUAAAAAAAAGUGUUUGUAAAUGUGUGUGUUGGAGUGUUUGUGUCUGUCUUGUGUGUGUGUGUGUGUGUGUGUGUGUGUGUGUGUUCCCUCCAAUCACAUGGGGAAUGUGUUUUACUCACUUUUUUACCACGCCGUGACUGGCCCCACCUCCAUGGCUGAGAUCAUCAAUCUUGACGAUCUAAUCCACUGCUUUCCCAUAUGAAAGCAUUAGACUACUGCACGUGCACGGCAAAAUGCCACUGAAAACCUUCAUAGUACUGACAUGACUAAGAAUUCUAUAUUUGUACUAAUAUGGAGGUGAUUUAGUAUAUAAUGUUUAUUUUCAUUAACUGAAUGUUAAAUAACGAGAAAAUGUUUUUAAUUAAAAACAAGUUUUGCUUUUCUUUUAAAUAUUAACUGGUAAUUACAGUCCCAUUUCCUUAAUCUUUUAUAAGUAAAUUGUACUGCUGUCAUCUGUCAAAAAGCUACAUCAAAGACACUAAAUUAAAUUUCACUUGCACAAAGGCUAUUGUUUCAGCUAACAAACAAGUCAUUGUCAUAAAAUGGCUCCACCCGCAUGAAUCCAGACCAUCCUGUAAAAUAGUGCUAUUUGGAAUAUUAAUGAUGCAGACGAGACAAGCACCAUAUUCUACAGCUGUGACAAGCGUUGCAUACCUCAGCAUACUGAUUUCAUUAAUCAUGGUUGUCAAACUAUGGAAGAAACCAUACAUGGUUCUUUUCUCUGGUUGGGUUUUUAUGUUGAUUAAUUACCAGAAUGUAUAUGGUUUAAAAACGUUUGGGGAGAUUUAUCAAAGUGUGUUUUUUAUUUUAUUUUUUGUAUUUAUUUAUUUUUCUAACAGGCUGGUCUAAGGUACAAAAAGUGGGACAGUCACCAUGGAAACCAAUGAUACCAGCAGGCUUGUUCUAUUGGUGACUCCUCCCUGUUAUGUUUUAUACUUUUUUUUUAAGAGCAGAACACUGAUAAAUCUCUCCUGCAGCUAGAAGCUAAAACAAAAAAAUCAGUCUUUAUACCAGGGUUGGUCAAAAGUAGAUUGCAGCUGACAAUGCUUUGUAAAUCAUGAAGCUGGCAAAGCAUCAAGGUAGUUGAAUAUCAGUUGUGGAACUAAUAACUUCUUGGCAACUGGAGCUGUAGACAAUAUUGUUUCUUAUUGGUGUUUGAGUAAAAUUCCUUUUAUCCUUUUUAAGUGGCUUUGUUACUUUUGGGUAUUUCAAAACAAUUAUGUGUUGGAAUUUCAUUGAAAUGGGACUACUGUGAAUUAUUACUUUGUCAUAUGAGCAAAGUCAGGGUUGACAAAAGGCAUAGCUUUCCUGUCCACUUUCCAGUUCCUGCAGCCAUCAGUAUUGACAGCUGUAGAAGGCUAGCAUCUUCUUGCAUACUGCAAGACUUGUGAUUCUCCAUAGACCUCUGUUCAGCAGUGACUGAUUCUCCUGAUGGACAAAGGAUCAGGAACUGAAGAAAGAAGAUAGCGGCAGCCACAGGGAACCAUUUCAAGUAAGUAUAACUCCCUUUAGCUUGUUCCCUGGACUGUUGCAUAUUAGUUGGGAAUGUUACCUUAAAGUUUAAUUGCAAAGUAUGCCAGACCCCCAGAAGUGACAGCUGGUUUAAUGUGAAUGUCCCUUAUUAAUGCCUCCAGAAUAUCAAAGUGCUUGAUCUGUGUAUUGAAAGAAUUAUCUGCGGAUGUGAUUUCCUUUGUACAACGUUCGGCUAGAAUGCUGUUUUGGAGGAAUUUCCUUUUCAAAAUUUCUAGCAUAUGACCCUUCCCCCACAUCUUAAGACAUAGAAUGCAGUAACAAACGUGUUUAAAGAGAAGGUUAAAAAAAGCAAACUGCUUCCUGUUUGCCCUUGAAAGGCUAAACUUCAAAGAUAUGCUCUUCAGAAAUGUCAUUUCUGUAACCGAUUAUCUACUCCAGACUGCUAUAAAGUAGACUUUUUUUAAAUAACCUACCCGCAGUAAUUAUCUAGUGAUACCAUAUCACUUGUCUAAAUCCCAGCUGUUAAACCUUAUUUCAUGACAGCAUUAGUAAAUUUUGAAUUAACAUUGCUAUUUAUUUAUUACUCAGUCUUGAAGUAUUCACGUGUUUUCUAAACAUUAAGAAUUUGAUUUGCCAACUUUUCUACAUCCUUGUAGAAAUCUGCUCCAUACCACAGACUUGUUGUGGCAAGUUUCUUAUCACACACGCACACUGUUUCUAAAGGGAAACUUUUACAUUUACUCUGCAAAAACAAACCUGUUGAAAAUCUAUAUGAAAACUAUUUGACUAUUGGUUUUCCUCGCAAUCUGCUCAUAUUUUAAAGAAAAUCAUUGAGUUACUAGCUCGGUCUAGAUAUGGCCAGGUUUUGAUGCCAAGAGUCACUGGCGCCGAUGGCUGACCCACUCUGCCAAACGUGCACAAACUUUAUAUAACUAAGGUGGGAUUGGAACUUCUGCUUUAUCUGCAUAGAGUAGACUGGAAGUUGGACAUGUCCUGGUUGACCCCUUACCAGGGGAUAAUAGCAGGGGAACUACUUGUAGGAUAUUCGUUAAAUUUCUACUCCAGGACAUUAAAAUGGCACAUUUACUUCUGACUCAAGCAUUAUGUGAGCAGAACAGAGGGUCGUUCAUUUGAGACGAUGGUGUUAAAUAACAUGGCAUUUUAAGAAGUGAUCUUGUGCAGUGUUGUAUAGCGGUUUCCAUUCUUUCAGGUUUAUAUCAUGUCUUUUUAUAAAGUACUAUUUUAUUUUGGGUCUACGAGUCAACCCAAUGAGUUUGACCUUCUGUUAACUGAAUCAGCAAUGAUAUCACAAAACCUUUUUGUAGCUGUGACUAGUUGAACACUACUUAUAAUUGGCCGCUGAUGCUUAUGGGUAGACAUUAGUGUUUUUUUAUAAGCUUUGAACAACUUGAGCACCUAAUUGUUUUCCCUUGCCGUGUCCUUGUAAACAUACUGCAAAUUAAUUUGAAAUUUCGGUACGUUUUGUCUAUUGUCAUUGCUCCGUUCCUUAAGAUACAAUGCCUGAUUCUGACUGCAAAUCAAUAAAAAAUGACUCCCAGAUAGAAAAGAAAUAAUUGGCUUUGCUGAAUCUUACACUCUUCUGUCUAGGAAAUGGUGUCCUAGCCAACAUCAGCCGAGAGAGGGGUGUGGGAACCUAAGGUACAUGCACAGCUUUAGGAUUUCCCCAUAUGAAAGGAUUAUACAAUGCUUUCCUAUGGGGUUGUUGGUGACACUGGACGUCCCCAUGCAGAAUGUGAGGACAUAAGGCGACCGACCAGAAGACCAUUUAGUGGCUGUCUGGUAGACAGCCACUAGAGUUGGAGUUAACCUUAACCGGUAGUUAUUGCAGUUUCUUAAAAACUGCAAUAAUUUUCUGCUCCGGGUUAAGUAACCUGGGACACAGCAUCUAUACCACUUCAGUGAGUUGAAGUGGUGUGGGUGCCUAUAGUGUCCCUUUAAGUAAUGUUAAAGAAUAACCCAUGUUUUUGGUGCAAUGAAUGUUAAAAGCAUACACAGGAAAACAGACUUGAUGAAAGGGACACUAUAGUCACCAAAACCACUUUAGCUUAAUGAAGUAGUUUUGGUGUAUAGAUCAUGCCCUUGCAGUAUCACUACUCCAGGGCUUGACAAAUUUGCUUGGAAUCUAGGAGCCAGCUAUAAAAGUUAAAAGCCAAAGAAAUCAAUGCCAAAAAUAAAAUUCUUAAAGGGAUUCUAUAGUCCCCAGAACCACUGCAGCUUAAUGCAGUUGUUCUGAAAUCUAUAUCCUGUCCCUGAACGCUUUUCAAUGUAAACACUGACUUCUCAGACAAAAGGCAGUGUUUACAUUGCUGCCUGGUGACGCCUCUAGCGACCGUCACUCAGACUGCCUCUAGAGGUACUUCCUGGGUCAGUGCUUCACAAUGUGCAGCACCUAUAUUAAUGUUCCCUAUAAGAAUGCAUUGAUUCAAUGCACCUCUAUGAGAAGUUAAAUUGGCGCAGUGGCAUUUUGCCGUGCAUGCGCAAUAGUCUUCCAAUGCUUUCCUAUGGAGAAGCAUUGGAUUGGCUGAUAUCGUCAAGAUUGAUAAUCUCAGCCAUGGAGGUGGGGCCAGCCGCAGCAUCAUCAUCAGCAUGGCGUGGGGGAAAGGGUGAGUAAAAACACUCAGACGGACACACGCUCACUACUUUAUUUAAAUCCACCUGGACUCCGUACUUCUGGAGAGCUGGAGUGGAUAGGCUUUCCCUGGGGUUCAAUGGGGCUGCUGUCAUCUCCCUACUCUGCUCCCUCUCGCGCAGAGUGACUUCAAACCCCGGUUCCUGGCAUCCCUACAAGCCACGCGAGGGAGCAGAGCAGGGAGAGUACAGCUCCCUCGCCGCGGCAUUGUCAUCCGUCCACCCGCCUCACUCUUCUCUCCAUUACUCGGCUGCUCCACUCCCUCUGUAAGCCUCCUGCCUCCUUCUCACAGCUCUCAAUGAGCCGGCCGCCUGCCUCAGUCCUCUGUGAUCCGACUGCCCGCCUCUGCUCUCAGGCAGCCGGUCACCUCGGGGGGGCUAAACAGGCUCACAAAUCCCAGGUGCCAGAACAAGUUUCGUGGUGCCUGGGAUUGUCAAGCUCUGCACUACUCAAUUCUCUGCCAUUUAGGAGUUAAAUAAUCUUUUUUUAUUUUUAUGCAGUUUAGCUGCACUUCCCUUGACUGACUGAAGCAGCCUGUGUGGGGAAAACAUUUUUUUUUUUUUUCACUUUAAUGACAUGUUGCUUAUUUUAGAAGUUUGUAUCUCUUGCGCUGUAAGUUGAUCUUGAAUCCCAUACAGGAGGCUCCUGCAAUAUUUAGAAAGUUAACAUUGCCAGAGAUAAGACAUUCUUAAUUAAACAGAUUUUGCAAAACAGUGAUUUCAUUCCUAAAUGACAGAAUAAAACAGUGAGACUGCAGGGGCAUGAUCUAUACCAGUGUUCCCCAACCCAAUUCUCAUGGACCACCAACAGUCCAGGAUUUGUGUGUCCCUGUUUUAUUCCAAUGGAGAUACUGACAAAAUCUGGACUGUUGGUGGGCCAUGAGGACUGGGUUGGGGAACACUGAUCUAUACAACAAAACUGCUUCAUUAAAGGAACACUAUAGGAUCAGGAAAACUAACAUGUAUUCCUAUAGUGUUAAAACCACCAACUGCCCUCCCUAAAUAUCUUAUAAAUAAGAGUAAAAUCUUACUUGUUUUCAAUUCUGCAGCUGCUGGCUGUGCCCCUGUCUGCCUCUGAAACUGCCUCUCUGCUGACUUCAUCAGAAGUGGUGGUCUGAGCCAAUGACUUCCCAAUAGGAUUGGCUGAGACUGUCAAGGAGGCAGAGCCAGCACAAGUCACACAGCCCUGGCCAAUCCGCAUCUCCUCGCUGCAUUUUCUCUAAAAAAAAUUAAAAAUAAAUAAAUAAAAAAUCCAUAUUUUGUGUCCCUGAAUAUCUACAUUUGUGAGGAUUACAAGCAGGCCAGGACUUGCCAUCUGGCAUACCAUACAAAUGCCCGGUGGGCCACGAUGGCCAUGAGCUGAGGCUGAGAGGGAAGAGUGUAUCUCCUUUACUGGCCCAUGCAGGGCUAGUGCUAUGCAAACGCAGGGCCUGCUGUGUGCCUUCAUGGGCCUGUGGGGAGAUAAGCUAUCUCCCCACAGGAAGUGUGGUGCGAGGGAGGACCCGGGGGAGCUCUAUCCUGCAGCUCCGCGGUGUUUCCCUCUCCAGGUUGGAACGUCUCUGCGGUUACUAAGACAACGCUCCGAACCCACGAGAGUCCGCUCUACCCCAGGAACUGCAGGGUAGUGUUCACAGACCACCUAGGCAAAGGUAAAAAGGGAGGGAGGACAUAAACUAUAUAUUUUAUUAAUAUUAAAAGUAUAAAUUUUUUUAUAUUGCACCCCCUAUACACAUUACAUUCCAGACACACACUAGAUCCUGUACACAGCUUUGGAUCCUCUAAUAUCCUCUAAUAAUAUUAAAAUAUAUAUAGACACACACACACACUCCCUCCCCUGUAAACAAACAUUUUACAACCCUAUACACUCGCUACAUUCCUAGUCACACAUUACAUCACAAACACAACUGAAUCCAACAUUUACACAAAACACCACACCACAAUCCACUCUAAACACAUGUACAAUAUUCUUUCCUGGCCCUUUUGUCCUUUGUUAUCCCACUUAUGGAGGCACCAGAGACAAGUCACAAGCAAACACAGUGCAAGCAUGUAAAUAAACUUGCUUGCGCUGUGCAGAACAAAAACAGGGCCUUUUUCUUAUGCGAGAGCUCUUCAGCAGGGCUCUGCGCAUACUCUGCCCAGGAAGAGCAUUGAACCAACAUGCUCACUUUUGAGAGGAGGCAUGCUUGUCAUUGGUGAUUUCAAACCACCUUCGCCUUCUUAGUGGACAGCUGUGAUUCAAAAAAAAUGCCCAGGCCACAUUUUUUUCCCAGUCCGGCCCUGUUUACAAGGAAGGAACAUUACUUUCGCUCUCCUCCUAUAAAUAUUUCAACAUGUCAGGGUGACCUGCAGUUUUUGUUGCAGCCUAAAGUACUCCCCACUCGGUACUUUGCCGAAAUUUAAAAUGCUAUGCUCUCUUCUUCUAUAAAAUCCUCCUUGCUUGGGAGUCUUGAACCUCAUGUGCACUUCCAGGAACAAAAAAUUAUUUUUCACUAUAUAAAGAAGUAGGAAAAGUGGAAUUUGGAAAGAUCUUGAGGAGGUUAUGUAUUCUGCAAGCAUUAAGAUGCCUGGUUCCAUGGUGUAGCACAACUCAUAAUGGCAGUGAUAUUCACUGUGGCUGUAUGUCUUCGCGUAUUAGAAUUCGUACUUAUUGGUCAAGUACAUUUACAAAUAAUUAUUUUUUCUCUUUUACUAGAAGACUAACAAACCGCUAAAAUGUCAAGUAAAAGAGCAAAGACAAAGACCACAAAGAAGCGCCCUCAGCGUGCAACAUCCAAUGUGUUUGCCAUGUUUGAUCAAUCCCAAAUUCAGGAGUUUAAGGAGGCUUUCAACAUGAUUGAUCAGAACCGUGACGGCUUUAUUGAUAAAGAAGACCUGCACGACAUGCUUGCUUCUCUUGGUAAGUAACUAUGGCUACAAAUCUGGUGAUUCUGCAUAAUCUGACACCAGGAGCCUUUUUCAGGUAUCUUGAAUACCACUUUGUGAGUAAAGUUUAUUUUACAAAAAAAAAAACAACUAAUCUAUGCUAUACGAUUUGCAGGGACAAUGUAAUACAUUGUCUUAAAUAGUUGUUGUUUUGUAUCAAUAAAACUGCAGCAUGUGCCUUCUACCUUUUUUGUUUCAUAUUGUUAGGGGCCUUUUGUUUUAUUGUUUGUAUGUCUGUCUGUCUGUCCCAAGAGGAAAUGUAAGCAUAGUAUGUGCAGAGUUUCUUCUUGAAAUGCUGCACAUACAGAGAAGUGUGCACAUAGGCUGGGAGUUAGUUACAUUCCUAGCACACGUGACUUUGGCAGCCAGGAACGCUUUUCCAGUCUGAUUAAUGUCAAUUCUGUGCAUGAAAUAGGUUGGUCGUCAGCGCACACUGCACGCAGGCAACUGACGUAUUUACCUUAUCCCUUGCAGGUGUGGGUGUCUCCUCCAUCCUUCAAUACCCUGUGCCCUCUCUGCCUCCCUAUAAUGCCAGUAGUGUUUGUUUUGUUUUUUUCCCCCUCCUUUCAUUCCCUUACCUACAUCCCCCUUGGCUCAAAUCACUUGCGCGUGUUCUGAGCUGAUGAAACUGUCUAGUCACAGGCUCCUCUCUUUACUUGGCUCUUGAUGCAAGAUAAGAAAAAAACUAAAGCUUUUUAUUUAUUUUUAUGAAGGCACAUUAAUCAUAUUACUGAAAUAUCAUUAAAGGGACAUUAUAGGCACCCAGACCACUUCAUCUCAUUGAAGUGGUCUGGGUGCAGUGACCCUGUCCCCUCAUCUCCACAAAUCUAAUGUUUAUAUUGCCACAGAGUUACUUCCGGCAUUUACAUGGAGUUAACUUUGUGAAAUCAGGUAAGAGUGUUUUAAAGGUUUAUUUAACCCUUUCAUGGACGGAGCGGAGGGCACAGUGGCUUAGGUACCCUUUAGUGUUAGAAAUACAGUUUCGUAUUCUGAAUACUAUAGUAUUCCUUUUAAUGAGAUUUGUAAGCUUUACAGCAACAUUUCAGUGAGACUAUUUAAAAAAAAAAAUAUAUAUAUAUAUAUAUAUAUAUAUAUAUAUAUCUAUAUCUAUAUCACAGAAAUUGUUUUAAAAUGACUGUUUGAAAAGAAAUGAUCAAAUGUCCCGAGGUAAAUUAACGUUUGGGAGAGUUCUUUUUAAUACAUAUUGCUUUGUUUUAUACUUUAAUCGUUUAAUGGCAAUUGUCCACAUUCUGGAUCAAAACAAAAACAUUAAUUUGGGCUAUAGGUUUAUUCCAUCAAAUUUUAAGGGUUUUUCUUAAUGUGCUCCUGUACAUAUAUUUCCUCUUUCAAAGGACAGUAGCGACUUUAACAGUGUAUGUAUACUUAACACAACAUUACGUGGGAAUAAAUGUCAACAAUAAGGGGUUGACACUAAAGUAUUUUAAUAAUUUUCACUCUUCCAGUGCAACUAAAAAAAAAAAAAAUUAGCUUCAUGUAUCAGUCUUGAUUUUUAAAUGCCUAAUGUGUUUAUAAUCUUAAUUAAUUUUUGAUAGUUAACGCUAACCCUAUACAAACAUGUAUAAAAUUGACAAAGAGCUUAUAAGGAGUAUUGGUUGCAGGAGAAAGGUGUGGAUUUCUACAUUUUAUUAUCUUUUUUUACACUUGUGGACAGCAUCCAUUUUCACAUUAAAUCUCUUUAAUUAUCAUCAUGAUUUUUUUUCAAGCAGCCCUUACUUUCCCCAUCACAAUCUGUUUCGGGGAAUACUCCAAUCAGAAUCUUGUGUGUGUGUGUGUGUGUAAUCACAGCUUUUCUUAUGCUUGUCAAUCUAUUUUAUAAAUGGUCACAAAUAUGGCUUACUAUAGCAAGCUGAAAUGUUCAGAAAAUCAUUGCCUCCUCUCCAGUACAAUGGAUGCAUCUACCCACCUCAAAUAACUGCAUCACUACUGCUGCUGAGUGGAAAAACGUGCAAAGGAAUUGAUUAAAACGUGCCUAUUGUACAAGAUUGAGUCCUUAAUAGGGUUGUGAUCCUGACCAAAUUGUAUGUGAUACAAAUGUCUGUUUUUGUUUUUAUUUUAACUCUUUUGUAGGGUUUACCUUCAUUUUUAUUGCAGUAUAAUUUUGAUAAUUUUGUCAGUGUAUAGUCUCACCAUUAUUUUUCUAAAGUCCUUAUUUGUGUGGGUUUUCUUUAGGUAAGAACCCUACUGAUGAGUACCUAGAGGCCAUGAUGAAUGAAGCUCCUGGACCUAUUAACUUUACCAUGUUCCUUACCAUGUUUGGUGAGAAGCUGAAUGGUACAGACCCUGAAGAUGUCAUCAGGAAUGCAUUUGCAUGUUUUGAUGAAGAAGGAACAGGUGAGUAACAAGUUUUUCUACAGUAAGCUUUCUUCAUGCUUUGGUAUCAAAUGGAUACACCAUUUACCAUAAAAACUCAGUGAAGUGGUUAUGUUGCUUGGAUUGCCAUGAUGUUGCCCCUCUGUUCCAUGUCUAACCAAUCUCAAAAGGUUUGGUGUUGAAUGUGUCUCUUCCUACUGGUUGCAUGCCUAAUUAAAAGUGUAACUCCAUAUUAGUCAGAUCCAAUUCAAACCAGUGAUGAUGGCAAUAGAAGACUGAGAGUGCUCAACCAAUGCAUUAAGCCUGCCUACUGUCAACAGCCAGAGCUGCAGAGAGUGGCAGGGCUGUGGGAUGAAGUGGUUUUGGUUCCUUGAGUAUACCUUUUUUUUUGGGGAGGGAUUUGACAACUUUUAAUGGUAACAAAAUUAAACUCCUCAACUUUAUAAAUCUGUGCUUGCCUGGUAAAUAAACAGUAUAUAGAGUGAUUGUGGUGUAAUGAGGCUAUAAGUGAAGGCCUUUUUUGAGUUGUGACAAACUGCUUUCAAGCACAUCAUAAAUAACUGGGUAUUCCUCUGCAACUAAAGCCUUUCCCCUGCACCGAACAUGAUAGGGAGCCUGUGUUGAUGUGGCAGCAUUUUUGUAUGGUCAAAUUCCCCAUAGAGUGCCAUUAUGAUUCCACCAGCAGUGUCAAUGGGUUUUGGGUACCAGGUAGUCCCUACGGUGUUUUUUUGUACAGUACAAACUAGUACUAUAGGCAAUAGAUAAAGCUAAAUUGGAGUUUUGCUUUGAAAAUAUUAUUUGAAUUUGUUUUAAAAUACAUAUGUUUUCUUAGCAAUAACUUGGUUUUAUUAAGGUUGGAUUAUAUGAAGUCGUUAAACUGCUAAAACAUUUGCAAGUGUUUUGAGUAAAAAUAUGUAUUCAUUUACUAGACCUCUUAAAACGUCUCAUGGGUUUUGUGGCAGGAUAAAAAAAAAUUCCAUUCCAGAUUUACUCUGGUGCUUUCGGACUAAAUCUCACACAAUCUAAACUUUGCUCACUUUUUCCUGUUACCCCAGCUUGUGAAUGUAAAAAAAACAAAACAAAAAACUGCAAUAUUUAUUACAUAUUGCAGCUGCAUAACAAAAAAUGCACAUAUUUUGAUUUUCUUCCCUAUGUAAAAUUGCAAUCAGUGUUAACUUAAAGAAACACUAGUGUUCGGAACACAAUGAUGUAUUGCUUGCACUACAGUGUUCCUCUUCCCCAUGCCAUAUAAAGGGUUAAAUAAAAAAAAAAAAUAACUUUAAACACUUAACCUGCUAUCAGCACCGAUGUCCCUUGGACCUGGAUUGGGCUCCACCGACAUCUGUGCAAUCCUAGAACCUAAUGCGCAUGCACAGCGGUUGCACACACAUUAUGCUUUCCUCACAGCAAAGUUUUGACUCAAGGCUUACCCAUAUGGGUUUUUUUUUUUUUUUGUGUUUUUGUUUUUUACCCACUGGACGUUUUCAUGCACAGUGUGAGGAUGUCAAACUCCCUGAAAAUGCCUGGUAGACAGCCACUAGAGGCAGUCUUGUAAACAUUCUCUGAAACGGCAGUGUUUUACAUUGAGGAGUUAAGGGCAGGUCCACUGCAUCCAAAUCACUGCAAUGAGAUGAAGUGGUCUGGGUGCUUUUAGUGUCCAUUUAAGAGGGUUUGCCCUUCAACUGGGAGUUUGCUAGUAUACUUUUUGUAAAGGUAGAUUUAUAGUCUAGAUUUGCAAAACUUUACAUUGGGAUGUACAUUUUUAAAGACUUAAUAUUGCCCUCUGCUGACAACACAGUCUGGUUCCUAAAGAUCUUAUUUCAGUAUGAAAUGACCUUAUUAUUUAAAGGAACACCAAAAAGAAAUUUAGCUUAAUGAAGCAGUUUUGGUGUAUAGCUCCUGUCCCUGCAGUAUCACUGCUAAAUUAUCUGCCAUUUAGAAGUUAAAUCUUUGUUUAUACAGCCCUAGUCCCAACUUCAUACAUGUGACUUGCACAGCCCACCUAAACACAUACAGUAAAGAGAGCACUUAUGUUUAAAUGUCCUUCAUUGUACAUUAUGCUUAAUUUAGAAUUUUUAUCUCCUGCUCUGUUAUUGGCCUUCUAGAUCCUGUAGGAGCACCCAAGAGAUUACAGUUCAAUUUCCAGAGCAAAAGAUACAAAUUUCUAAAGCUGGUUAACAUCUGAUUUGAUUUUAUUCAGUCUGUGUCAGGGCCAUCCAGUGGAGGCAUGACAAGGGCGGCAGAAGCAGGAGAAAAGUGACUCCUAAAUGGCAGAGAAUUGAGCAGUAAGACUGCAGGAGCAUAAUCAACAUACCAUAACUUAAGCUAAAGUUGCAUUGAUGCCUAUAGUAUCCCUUUUAACACUCCGUGCAAUACAGCUCUGCAGGUACUGAAUAGCAAGGAGGUUGUUUUGACAGCAUAUACCUUCAUCUGUCCUUUUUAAGAGGUUAAACUUUUAGCUUGGCAUUACAUUGUACAAUCUGAAAGGUCAUUGUUUCUCAAAGCAUUUCACAGUGUGGCUGGCUUAAACCAUUUGAUAUGCACAUUCUGUGGGGGUGAGAGGGGUAAAUCAGGCGGUUUAAUAUUUCCCGAAAUAGAAGGUCAAUUGGAAUCUUUUUAAAGAAAGGCAUGCUAAAACAAGAUUUAAUGCAUUUAAAGGGGGAGGAGGUUUGUGUGUUUGUGUGUGUGUGUGUAUAUAUGUGUAUAAAUAAUAUUAUAUACACACACACACACACACUGUUUUAUUCCACCAGUCAGGGAGGUUUCUCUGUAGAAUACGGUUUUACAAUAAGUGGGCGUGUUGAUCCUUACUUGUAGUUCCUAUUCUAAGUUUUAUCUAAUAAACUGAAGGGGUUCAGUAAAGUGUGUGUGUGUGUAACUUUUUCAUUUAUUUAUUUUUCCAGAAAAUGUACCGUUCUUAAAAUUUUCCAGUUACCUCAAAAUUUCAUUGCAUUUGUUUGUAGGUUUCAUUCAAGAGGAGAACCUCAGAGAGCUGCUGACUACUAUGGGUGACCGAUUUACAGAUGAGGAAGUGGAUGAGCUUUUCAGAGAGGCGCCAAUCGACAAGAAGGGAAAUUUCAACUACAUUGAGUUUACACGUAUCCUAAAACAUGGCGCUAAAGACAAAGAUGACUAAAAAAAAAAGCUGUCCAGGCCAAAAAAAAAAAAAACGAUCUUGCUUUGCCAAGCCUAUGCAUCUCUUCUCUUGGUAGAACUCUGCAUGCCUUUAUCUCUCUAAAACUUCCCUUCUCUUUGUAUUUAUGGAAUUGUUCCAGGUCAUUAAGGCCUACACGCACACCUAUGUAACCAAACUGGAAACAGAAGAUGUAACUGUAACUUUUCGUGUCAUAUCUGAUAAACACAUUCUGUUUUUUGGACUUGAGAAGAAUUUUUGCAGUUUUGUAAUGAGUGGAAACAUGAAUAAAAAAGGUCACUUAAAAUGUUACCUUACCAUCUAGCAGAGUUAAGGUAUGCUUUCUUAAUGGCAUUGUUGGUCAAAUGUAGUAGUUAAAAUAAAACUACCCUAGCUGUUACUGUAAAUGUCUAUAUAAAGUAUACUAGAGUUCCUCUCCCAUGGUUCCACCUACAAAUCAUCAAACUCCUUUUGGCUGCCUGCUGUCUAUACUGCACAUUGUAUUUUUCAUCUCCUGGAAACGUUUUGUAAGACUGUCACAAUCUCAUCAUGAGGAAGGCAUUAAGUGGAGUCCCCAGGCCUAGAGGGAGCGAACGACAUUGCCAUGUUUAAUAGUCUACUUGUAGAGGAUGUGUUUUGGUAUUUCAGCAUUUUAUAAGAUAAAUAAAAUGGAUUUUGUCAUAGUCGUGGUUUGUUUGUUUGACUUUCAUUGCGAAUUUUACAUUUUCAGAACCUUUCUCUUGCAUACAUGGAGCCAUUUUGUUUUUAAA